This is a messenger RNA of Aphanomyces invadans, 894 nucleotides long. RefSeq lists its product as hypothetical. NCBI's taxonomy places the organism in Eukaryota, Oomycota, Saprolegniomycetes, Saprolegniales, Verrucalvaceae. The transcript has a single exon. The coding region runs from base 1 to 894 and encodes 297 amino acids. Gene Ontology annotation, cellular component: extracellular region. The record is from RefSeq and is a predicted model, not a curated record.
AUGCAGCUCGUCCAGACUACUGCUGCUGCCGCAUGGAUCUUGCUCAGUACAGCGCUUGUGGCAGCGGACACCCCGACGCAUUGCUCCCUCGACGACCUGGACUCGUUGAAGCACUCUCUCCAUGGCAACGACAUGCAAAAGCUCUGCGAAACUGACAUUGGCGACUCCUUGGACAGACUACUCGCUGGCAGCAUUACGCAAGCGCAAGCCGAUGCAUUUUCAAACAGCACUGCUUGCAGAUCGGAGUACGAGACGAUCGUGACUAGUGUCGCGACAGCUGCCUCGACGUGCGUCGAACUCCGUACUUACCUGCCCCGUGUCACCUGGACCAUGGUGACAAGUGUGGUUGAACUAGUCGCUUAUCCCCGUGCUUCUGUCGACUGCGACCUCGACGCAUUGCAAUCCAAAGGCAUGACCCUCUCCACGAGCUCCAACCUCCUUCCGUGUCUCGCCGCGACUGGCCUUGCCUCGACCUUCAUGACGCACACAACGCCUGAGUCGGCGCAGUGGACACUCGCAGGACAGACACCAUCAUGCCGUGCGCUAUUUAACGAAGCCAAGGCGCUGAUAAUGGCGCUUCCGCCCUGCAACCUCCGAGGAAUCAACACCCACGCAGUAGACCACGUCGAAAUAGACCAAGUCGUGCCUUGGUUGGUGCUGGCCACUGACAUUCAAUACACUCCAAACCUUUUUGAAACAGCCCGUGCGCUAUGGGCAGCGACAUCCAAGCAACACGAAGCCCUCCAAGCGCAAGUUGAUGGGAGUUGGGUCAUCGGGCUAGCGGCUCUCGCAGCACUCGUUCUCCACUUGAGGCGUGGCCAGACUGCAACCUCGUCAACGGGCCACCGACACGAGCGCACUGCCUUGCUGCACCGACGAAAUGCACAGAGAUAA